Messenger RNA from Oryzias latipes (Japanese medaka), 3492 nucleotides. Its product is annotated as RPA-related protein RADX. Lineage: Eukaryota; Metazoa; Chordata; Actinopteri; Beloniformes; Adrianichthyidae. The record is from RefSeq and is a predicted model, not a curated record. Gene Ontology annotation, molecular function: single-stranded DNA binding.
GUCAGCUGGCCUGGGAACGCCUCUGGGCCCCCCAGAGGAGCUGGAGGAGGUGGGCGGGACGGGGACCCCGUCCCGUCCAGAACUUAUUUUAAAUGUUAUAAUUAUUCUGGGUAGAUUCUGUUUACACAAAUGUUGAUCCCGUGAAAUUAAUCCAUAUUUUUCACAUUUCAUAAAGAAAUUUUCUUUAAUUAUUCAUCCAAUAACUUCAUAGACUUGCAGUGAAACUACCAUAUGUAAUAUACAGCUUAUUAAGUUAUCAAAAUGAGAAUUAUAACGCCGCUUUUACAUUUAAGUUUUUAUUUUUGUGUUAUUUUAAGUUAUUUUACUUAAUGUUAUUAUUGUUGUUUACUUGUUUCUGUUCCGGUUCUAAUUGUAAUUUGAUAAACAUUUUAUACAAAAGCCACAAAGAAUGAAAACAUCAAGUUUGUCUCCAAUAAAAAAAUAAAACUGACUCAGUUUCCCACAAUGCACCGCACUGUUGUCUUCUGGCCCAUCAUCCAACAUGGCAGCCGACGGUUGCGUCUUCCACAGAAUCCUGUCCCGGUCCCGGUCCAGCUCCGGGUCCGGUUCCGGUCCGAGCCAGGUCAGAGAUGUUAGUCCGGAAACGAGCCGUGAGUGUUAGUGACGCAGGUUCUGCGGGGUUCUGAGGAGUCCAGCGGGGUUCUGCCGCGGCGCGGGCUUACGCGCACGCGCCCCCGCUCGCGCCGUUCAGAACCUGGAUCUGUUUAAAGACUUGGACUUUCUGGUCAGUGUUCUUAGCGGUACUGAUCAGGGUCAGGUUUUUACGCCCAUCCUGUCCUCAGCAGACCGGUUCUGGUCCGUAUCCCGGUCCAGUUUAGGGCUGAGGUGACUGUGCGGGUUCUUCUCAGGUCUCCUUCAUGAUGUGGUUCUGCAGCUCAUGCGUAGUCACGCCCGCUGUGUUUGGCAGAAAGAGUUCCGCCGGAAGCGCUGCUCAGCGCGCGUGCCUAGAUCUGGAGGAACAUCUGCGUUCCUGCAGGAACCUGGGCUUGUCUCGGUUCUGGUCCUGAAGGACUCCCCGGUCCCGUUUCCCGGGCUCCGUCCUCACUUCGCCCUUCUUCUUGUCUCGCAGGCUGCAGUGCUCUGCAGGGAGCAGCUGCUGGUUCUGCAGCUCAGGCGCUACGUUCGAGACCAGGGGUCCACCGUCUACUUCCCCCAGAGCGUCCUCAGCGGAGAUGACCUGUACGACGUGACCCUGACGGACGGGGACUGCAGGCUGCGGGUCACUCUGGACCCGGGUCUGAACCAGCAGGUGGAGAGGCGGGUUCUGCGGGCGGGAUCCACACUUGGUCAGGCCUCCUUCAGCCCCACGUUCAGCGAUCAGGUCCCAGGAUGCCCCCGUGAAGUCAGCUAUAGGCUCGUUAACAUGGUGGUCCGAGAUGAGGAGGAGGAUGGUGAAGAUGCAGGAUUUGGGAGGCUGGACUUGGACUCUCUGCCCUGGUUUGGAUCAUCAGAACUAGCAGGUCCAGAAGUUCCUCUGAGAGCUAGCAGGAGCGUCUUCCUCCCUCUGUGGAACAACGUGGACUACAGUGGCGAUGCAUGGAGAGAGGCUCCGCCCCCUGAGGAGAGUGAUGAAGAGGAGGAAGGACUCCGCCCGGCUGUGUCCGUGUCCAAACUGCGGGACUGCUUCCUGUCUGGCCGAAGGGGCAGGGCCAGAGGUCAGCUGAUCGUACGCAUCAUGAACAAGUCGCAGCUCAUGUAUUUUGGAAGAGCAGACGAGAACUGUGAGUGUCCUUAUAAGGCGGUUCUGGAGGUGUGCGACCGCACAGGCAGUACAUGUGUGGUGCUGUGGAACAGCAUGUGCGUCAGCUGGUACCGGUGUCUCAAGCCCGGUGACAUCAUCAGCCUGAGGCAGUACCGGGUCAAGCAGCGGUACCUGGGGGAGGCGGGCGACAUCGAGAUCAGCGUGAACAGCAGGAACCCGGCGGCACACCUGUCCCUCCUCUCAGAAUCUCGGGUCUCGCCGGAGUACACCCCCCCUGAGCCCUCGUACACAUUCUGCCACAGUCAGGAGCUUCUGGACCGCCCUCAUGGCACCACCUGUGAUGUCAUAGGCCUGCUGAUGUUUGCGGGGCGAUCUGAGCGAGUCAGGAGUAGAGACGGCAAAGGGGCAGAACUUUUGGAGUACCGCUGGCUCCAGUUAGAGGACGACAGCGGCACUCAGCCAAUCACGGUGAAGCUGUUCUCCACAUCGCAGCCGGAGGCGCACCGGAGGCUCCACCCACUGUCUGUGGUCGUCUGCACCCGACUGAGGCUGAUCCGGUCGGAUCAAAGCAGUUUCUAUCUGACCAACACCACUUUCACGCAGGUCUACUGCACAGGACUGGACCAGCACUCCCAGAUGAGCUACCGGAAGCUGCCGCGGGUCCAACUCUUCCUGCAGUGGCUCCGGAGCCAGGAUGACGGACAGGUGCUGAGCAGGGCUCUGAUUGGAGGCUUCUUCAUCCACCCGCCCCUUCCCGUCUCCCUGGAAACCUUCAUGAAGGAGAGGAAAGGUGAGCUGAGUUUCCUGCGAGGGGCGGAGCUUCAGAGAGAGCUGCAGAGUCUCUGUUUCCGGGAGCGCCGCUCCUUCUUUGUCCAGGCAACUGUUACCAUGGUGACCUACAGCCUCAGAGGGGCGGAGGACCGCUGUAUGUUCUGGAUGGAAAGAUCUUCAUCCUCCUCUUCGUCUCCUCAGCUCCCCCUCUCCUCCUCCCCCCUCCUCUAUCUCUCCCCCACCCCCCCUUCCGUCAGGCGCUCCCCCUCCUCCCCCUCUUCCUCUGCUCGCUCCUCAGUUGUCGGUCUGUCCACGCCGCAUCGGAAUGGCGGUUCACGGAAGUGGAGUAAGAGGAAGCUGAUGCUGGCAGAGACGCCGAAGAAAAGGCUGCCGUGGGCCACCCCAGAACCAGAACACAACACGACGGUGAUCCUGUUCCAGGCGUCCAUGGAGUUCCUGGAGAACCCUGAAGAGGAAGAGGAGCAGCAGGAGGAAGACGUCUCCUCCUUCACCACCGCCCCCCUCCCACCUGCAUUCCAGCCUGUCGCCAUGGAGACACUUCCCAUGCGCUUUGACCACGCCCACAGGGAGGAGCAGGCAGCUGUAGUCACCAUGGAGGGCGGGGCUACAGCCAGAAUGUUUAACUCCGCCCCCGAGGACUACUACACCCUCAAACUCAGAGUUCUGUCAGACGGCCUCCAGGUCGACGCCGUCUUCCUUCCUCACUCCUCUUCCUCCUCGGUCUCCUCCCUCCGAGGUCACUCCAACACCUGGACCUCCAUCUUGUCCCACGGAGCCUUCUCGUCCCACGGGCCCCCUCCAUCACCGGCUGAUCUCAUCGCCACGGCAGACAAGUUGACCAAUCAGAGGCUAGUUUGUGUCUUGGAGGCGUGUCAUCUGGGCGGAGCCAGGACUGAGCUGGUUCUGACCCGAGCUUUCCACCUGACUGACUGAAAAUAUCCGACCAAUAAAUUAUUUCCAUGUUUGUAUGUUCCCCA